AUGAUGUGCGCAGCAUGCGAAAGUAAUCUAAAACCCGGAGAAGAAUUUCUCCAGUGUAUGAAUGAAUCAUGUGGCAAGCUUUAUCAUUAUUUAUGUAAUAAUCAGACAUUAAUAUUGGAUGAGAGGUCUUUCUGGAUUUGCCCUGAAUGUCGCUGUACUGCGAAGAGGGGUGGUAAUAACUCUGAGAUUCCAGUUGGAUCACCUAUUCCUGUACGCGAGUCCAAUAUUACCAUUCGUAAAAUACCAUCUGUAUCACUUAAAGUAGAUUCUGUUGAGGAAACAUGUAAUAUCACCUCGAAUUUUAAAAUAUUACAACAACAAAUGUCUGAGCUGAAUACAAAAUUCAUCGAACUAUUCCAUUAUAUCCAUAAAUGUCAUGAAAAAAUUGACGACAGCAAGGAUAUGUUAACCACUCUCACCGAUAAAGUUACUAAAAUCGAAAACAGAGGCACACAAAAUCAAGUAUGCACAACAUCACACUUGCAAUCUCAACAACCUAGUACUGGUUCAGGUUCUAAAUCCAAAAAUACAUCGAAAGUUCAAAAGCUUAAGAACCAUAAAUCAACUCAGAAUUCCACUAAGCAGAAUCCGAUCGAACAGCCAACUACUUCCUACACUUCAGCUAUUGAUACUUAUACAGACAACAAUAUAAUAAACAAAUCAAUUGAAACUCAUAUAGAACCUGCCCCUACCGAGUCACUUAUUAGCCUCCAGUCAACUAAAAGCGAUGUUACUCUUUCUACCACCUGUAAUAUUACUAACAUUGAGCCCUGUAAGAUAGUGACCAGUAAGAAAAAAAUAAAAGAAACACCUCUAUCAGAUGCACAGGCAGUCCUGGUAUCACAACCUUAA
Molecule: messenger RNA, 852 nt
Organism: Parnassius mnemosyne (clouded apollo)
Lineage: Eukaryota; Metazoa; Arthropoda; Insecta; Lepidoptera; Papilionidae
Source: the annotation of a GenBank genome assembly